Molecule: messenger RNA, 69 nt
Organism: Spirodela intermedia
Lineage: Eukaryota; Viridiplantae; Streptophyta; Magnoliopsida; Alismatales; Araceae
Source: the annotation of a GenBank genome assembly
AUGAAUCUGAUGAUAAAUUGGAGGAGGAAGAAGAAGAAUAGCAGGGGAAGAAUGGAACGCAUCCUGUAA